Molecule: messenger RNA, 906 nt
Organism: Meloidogyne enterolobii
Lineage: Eukaryota; Metazoa; Nematoda; Chromadorea; Rhabditida; Meloidogynidae
Source: the annotation of a GenBank genome assembly
AUGACUUCUGGCAAGGCUACUACUCCAGCAGACAAGCACAACGAUUUGCUCUUCUUGAUGGUGAAUUGCAUCCAAAUCCUCUGCGUGCUUAUUGUGCUCAUGCAAGCUCUGUCAACGACCGAACUUCGAGGAAACUUCUACUACGCCGAUCGGGCGAAUAUCCGCAAGAUGCUCCUAGAAUCUGACGGUCUGCGCUGCAAAGAAUUCGUCAUAUACAAUGCUGAGCCGCCAACACCGCAGGAGAAAUGGGAUGAACACCUCAGCAAUAGCGGAUAUGCUACAUUGAAAGAUCGAGAGGAGAGAAGUGAAGGCAGCAAGGACAACACUCCUAGUUCUGGACGAAUCCUGACAAUUCUGGAGCGCAGCCUGAAAGUCACUGGCGACGAAGUAAAUUCGACCACUGGGGAAUUGAAGAUGCGGAUUUCUCUUCUCUUCGAAUGGAAAACCGGUCAUGGACAGCUUGAUGUGUUGCAAAUGCCAGAAGAUGUCGAGAAUCUGACGGAAAGUAUUCUUCGAGAAUCUCCGGAUAUGGCCUCAUUGAAUACAAGUCUACCGAACAUUACUUCAACAGACAAAGGGACCGCCAACACCGCCAAAAUUCCUCUGCCUUCGGUUGCUAGUGCAGAAAAUUCUGAGGAGAUAAAGGAUGUUGAGGAGAAGGAAUACCCGACCAAUUCUGACAACCAAAUACAGCCUCGCUUCCCUAAUGGGACUCACGCAUACAAGAUCAACAAAAUGGAAGGAAUGCAAGAAAACAAGCCUGCCGAUGUUUUCGAUCCGUUCAACCACGUAGCAAAGCAUUUGCUCGUCUACACUCUAGCCAGUUUCCUCCACUUGAUUCUUCAAUUCUGUCGCUGUGCUCUCAGCGACAAUAAUGGACGUUAUUCGGUAAUUUUUCUGACUUAA